CGUACCUGGUCCAGACCAGUUCGACGUUUUGAUAGACCAGCACAACAAUGAGACAUCUGACGGCAUUCGCGAUUGUCGCUGUUUCUGCCCUCGCCUUAACGGAAGCGGCUGUUUACAUUGGCGGUGGCUGCUACGACUGUAAUCCGCCCGGAGGCCAGGGACCCGGAGUUUACACAGGAGUAAAUGGAGGAGGUCGUGGAGGUGGAGGAUCCGGAGGAAACUAUUACAACAACGGAGGUGGAGGAGGCGGCGGAGGCCGUCGGCCAGUUUAUUCCGGCAACUUUGGACCUGGAUACAGCAAUGGUGGAGGAGGAGGAGGAGGUCGCGGUGGCGGAGGAGGCUACGGCGGUUACGAUGAUGGAGGGCUAACGCAGAUUAUAAGCGGAUGAGAAUAUAAUCUCAAGGCUUUGAACCCGCAAAACCCCGCAAAUGAGCAAACGUUGGCUGACAUUCAGAUUGUUCAAUUGUAUAUAGAGUAAAAUUAAAAGAAACAAGUAA
Molecule: messenger RNA, 498 nt
Organism: Drosophila gunungcola (fruit fly)
Lineage: Eukaryota; Metazoa; Arthropoda; Insecta; Diptera; Drosophilidae
Gene: BomT3
Exons: 2
Coding region: 48-389 (113 amino acids)
Source: RefSeq, a predicted model, not a curated record